Molecule: messenger RNA, 495 nt
Organism: Closterium sp. NIES-65
Lineage: Eukaryota; Viridiplantae; Streptophyta; Zygnematophyceae; Desmidiales; Closteriaceae
Source: the annotation of a GenBank genome assembly
AUGCAAGCGGAUGGGGCGAGGCGAGGAGUGCGGCCGGAGCGGACGGAGCGAGGUGACGAGGGCAGCUGGAGUGAGGAGGAUGACGAGGGCGGAUGGCUGACUCGGUGCACGGGCGGUGAAGGCGAGAGGUGGGAUGACGCACGGCCGGCAGGCAGUGGCAUGUGGGUGCCUCCUACCCGCCCUGCUGACUACCCGCUUGCUGGCGGCACGCGAGGCGAGGCGGAUGGAGCAAGGAUGGAGCGAGCGAAGCUCGUUGUUCCCUUGCGUGUUCUCCCACCUGCACUCUUGGGUCCUGAUCAGCACUCGUUGCUGAUACCCCUUUCAAAGGGAGUAUCAGCAACGCCUGCCUUGAGAGGGGAGUAUGGGUGCGAGGGAGUGCAGUGCGGUGCCAUCAGCAGCGCCUGCCUUGAGAAGGGAGUAUGGAUGGGUCCGAGGGAGUGCAGUGUGGUGCCAUCAGCAGCGCCUGCCUCGAGAAGGGAGUAUGGGUGGGUCUGA